UAACAAUAUAUAAAUUAAAUUUAAUAGCACUAAAUAUGGAGUCUGAAGAGCUUUCGGCAAUUGACAUUGUCACAUUUGUUACUGAAGAGCUGCAGGAAAGCUAUCGCAAGUCCGAUGCAGACAAAACAAAAGUGUUUCAAGACUUUCUUGGGCGUUGGCAUUGGGACAAGGAAGAAAAUUCAUUGGCAAAAGUGAAAGCGUUGCAAUUCGAGUUCCAACCUGAUCUGGAUUGGUUUAAUGUCAGUCGACCGUUGACGCUAGCUGGACUGCGUGGGAAAAUUGUUGUGCUGGAUUUCUUCACAUAUUGCUGCAUCAAUUGCAUGCAUGUGUUGCCCGAGCUGCGUGCCUUGGAAGAACGAUUUCCAGUUGAGAGUGGACUUGUUGUCGUCGGCGUACACAGUCCGAAGUUUGAAAAUGAACGUACGGCAGCAAACAUUUUGUCUGCAGCACAGCGGUAUGGAAUUCAGCAUCCUAUAGUAAACGAUUCAAGGUCUGCACUGUGGCGAUCUCUGGGCAUACGUUGUUGGCCCUCAAUUUUGGUCCUAAAUCCAGACGGCGUUCCAAUGUUAUUGCUAAUGGGAGAGGGACACGGUGGAUUUCUCGAAGAAUUCGUUGGCGCAGCACUAAAAUAUUAUGGGCAUCAGCAAAAAAUUGACCAUACAAGUUUGCCGUUGCAACUGUCAACGGAUCUACAACCGGCGUCGAACUUACGCUUUCCAGCGAAAAUUGCCCGCUCUACCGGCCGCUAUGCUAUCGCCGAUGCUGGCAAUAACCGUGUGCUCGUAGUCACUACAUUAGGAGUUGUGGAGCAUAAGAUUGGUGGUCUGGACGCCGGGUUUGUUGACGGCAGCUUGACAGCGGCGCGUUUCAACAACCCACAGGGAGUUGCAUUUCUUGACGAGCAAACCCUAAUUGUGGCCGAUACGGAUAAUCACGCGCUGCGCCAAAUAUCACUUAAGGAUGAAGUUGUGGAGACAUUGGCUGGAACUGGACAUCAAGGUCACGAUCGCACUGGUGGGCGUCUAGGCCCACUGCAACCUUUAUCAUCGCCUUGGGAUGUGGCCGUUUUCCACACACGUGACAUGGAUAUGUCCUUUCACCUUGACGAACUUAAUGUACCUGCCAAAACUAUUGUAUUAAUCGCCAUGGCUGGCACUCAUCAGAUUUGGGGAUACUUUCCCGAAGGUAUUAUCUGGUGGAAGUUUCGCAAAUUCGAACCGCGUUGUUGCGUUUCAUUAAUUGGCAAUGGCCUUGAAGAAAAUCGCAACAACUCGUAUCCUCAAAAUGCCGCCUUUGCUCAACCCUCAGGUUUGGCCAUGUCGAGCGAUUGUCUGUUUAUAGCGGACAGUGAAAGCUCAAGCAUACGAAAGGCUUCCCUCGUCGACGGGAAAGUAAUGCCGGUAGUCGGUGGAGAUCGAAAUCCAUUAAAUCUGUUUGCGUUUGGUGAUGAGGAUGGCAAGCUGUACAAUGCAAAACUUCAACAUCCAUUGGGUGUGGCUUAUAAUCAUGUGGAUAAUAGAGUUUAUGUGGCUGACACAUAUAAUCACAAAAUCAAAGUAAUUGACACUGAUACCAAUACGAUUUCAACUUUGGUUCUUAAGAACCAAGAUAACAGCGUUUUAGCGUUGAGAGAACCAUCGGGACUUUGCUUAGAUGAUAGCGGUAGUAAUUUAUUAGUGUCGGAUACAAAUAAUCACACCAUAUAUAAAGUUGAUUUGGGCACUAAUAUAGCGCAACGAUUCGCGCUAGACUUUAAGCAAAUUUCCUCCGCCAGCGAAACCGAUGCACCAUCUAAGGAAGUUCGCAUGCAGCUGGUGAAGCAUUUGCCUUUACUAGAAGCUAAAAAUUGUAGCAUCAAUUUUAUUGUAAAGACUUCGGCUGAGCUGAAGUUUACAUCAGAUGCACCACAAAAAUGGAAGAUUAAAAGCACAAGUCCCAAUUUGGAGUUUACGGAUGCAUCUGGAAACUUAACGGAUGGCAAGUGCAGCUUAAAAUUAUAUAAAAAAGAAAAUCUGCCAUCAAAUGUAUUUGCGGAAACAGACCAAACUGAAUUGCUAAUUGAAUUCUCAUUAAAUCUAUGCGAUGCCAAAACCUGCAUGAUCAAAAGAUUUAACGUUACAAUUGUUAACGAAAAUACAGUGGCCUGCAAUGACGAUGCUCGUACAAUGGAUGUUAAUGUGCACAUAGAUCGCUCUAACAUAACUUUGUGAUUGUAGAUACUUGUGCACAAACAAAUUUUGUCUUUAUUCUUUGAGGUACUAUGUUUAAUUUACGUUG
Drosophila busckii is the source of this 2277-nucleotide messenger RNA. RefSeq names its product NHL repeat-containing protein 2. Gene Ontology annotation, molecular function: protein binding. The record is from RefSeq and is a predicted model, not a curated record. NCBI's taxonomy places the organism in Eukaryota, Metazoa, Arthropoda, Insecta, Diptera, Drosophilidae. The transcript has 3 exons. The coding region runs from base 36 to 2210 and encodes 724 amino acids.